CUAUCAAACAACCAAACCCCGUUUACUUCUUCAUUGACCAUCCCCAAGAAAAUAAAAACUUUUCUGUCGUUGGUUUUUGUUCUUGAGAUGGUCAUCCCACAGUAGAAGAAGAAGCAAGAAAAAAAAUCAAUCAAUAAUGGAUCCUCAGCGACCCCAUCGAAGUACUAGUAUAAACAACAGUAGCACUGGUGGCAACAACACGACAACAACAACAAGAAGCAGCACGAGUGAACUCUUCAUUUGUUUCACUUCACGCCUUUCGUCUUCUUCGUCGAUGAAAAUCCCUUCUAAAUCGAUAAUCAGCCCCGGUCGUUCAAGGGAACCUUCUUGUUCACAAAUCUCUCUCUCUUCAUCGCUCAGUAGGAGGCUGCGAAGUAAUGGUAGUAUGAAAGGUUGUCAAGCUUCACCCAUGUUCCCCACAACCAGUAAUGGCAAAAAGAAAGGCGGAGGUUUGGAUAACCCCGAGCCGUCUUCACCAAAGGUCACUUGCAUAGGUCAAGUCAGGGUUAAGACUACGAAACAGGGAAAAAAAUUGAGAGCUUGUAAAUCUAAAAGAAGAGAAGUUAGUUUCAUAAAAGUGGAUCAUGGGAAUGGAAGCAGCAACAAUCUUGAUCAUCAAGAUUACAACAUGGGACAUUUUUUGAGAAGUAAUAGUCAUCAUCAUCAACAGCAGCAGCAAGAAUGCAAGAAAUGGGUGCAUUUUCCAUUGACUAUUUGUGAAGCAUUGAGGGCGUUUGGGUCCGAGUUUAACUGUUUUUUACCUUGCAGGUCGUCUUCCAUGGCUAACCAAAGGGAUAAUAACAAAGAAGGUAAAAAGAGAGGAUCUGAGAAUGGGAAUGGAAAUGGAAAUGGGAGGUAUUCUUCUUCAUGUGGGGCUGUUUUCACAAGGUGGCUUGUGGCGGUUCAAGAAGGGGAAGGGAAAGAGAGGGAGAUUGAGUUGGUUGUUGGUGGGGAAGAUGAUGAUGAUGAGAGAAGGCAAAGUAGUGAGACGAUGAUGAGAAGCAGCCAAAGGAGACAUGUUUUUGAAGAUAUUGAAAUCAAUGAUUUUGUUACUGAAAACAUUGGUGAUGAUGAAGAUGAAGCUAGGGUGAGUAUCUGUAUACCACCUAAGAAUGCUUUGUUGUUAAUGAGAUGUAGAUCUGAUCCUGUUAAAAUGGCUGCCCUUGCUAAUAAGUUCUGGGAAACUCCAGUCCCUAAAGAUGAACAUGAAGAAGAUGAAGAAACGGAAGAGGCUGGAAAUGAAAGUGAAGAGAAAUUGGAAGAACAAGAAGGGCUAGUCCAAGAUGAUACUGUGGAAGCUGAAAUCGAACAUGAAGAAGUGAGUGAAGUUAGCGAAAUGAUUGUUUCUUGUGAAGCAAAUGAAGAACAAGAAAUCCCAGAAGCUGAAACAGAGGUUGAAUCUGUUUUGGUGAAGGAUGAAAGUACUGAACUUGUAGAAGAAACAAGUGUAGAAUGCCAAGAUCAAGAACAUGAAAAUGUAGUGGUAGAAACCCAGCAAGAAAAAACAUUAAAAGAACAAAUUUUGACUGAAGUUUCACUUGAUGAUGUUGAAAAGCCACCAAUUGAAGAAAAUGAAUCCGCCAUUGAAGACCCGCUACAACAAGAAGCUGAAGAUGAAGAGGAAGAAAGGGAAGAUCAAACUGAAGCUGAAGAAGAAGAAGAAGAUUCAACAGUGGAGGGAGAAGGGGAAACAGCCCAAGAAAGAUCCGAAUUCGGUAAACCGGAAACCCGAGAACCCGACUCGGAAAAUGAGUCAAAGGAGAAUGAAAGUCGAGAGAAGUUAUUGCCAGAUUGUUUGCUGUUAAUGAUGUGCGAGCCAAAGCUGUCAAUGGAGGUAUCCAAGGAGACUUGGGUGUGCAGCACGGAUUUCAUCAGAUGGUUACCGGAGAAGAGGAAGCAACCGGUGGUUAAACAAAAGGACAGUGGAGAUGAACCCAAGAGAAGAAUCAGCGUUGACUCUAAUCCUCGCCCUAUCUUUUUACAGCCACCAAGGUAUUCUUGCUCUUUCCCCGCUGCUCCGCAGAUGGAUACGGCGGUUGCUGCUGCAUCUAAUGGAGCUGGCGGCGGCGGGUCUAUGACUACUACGAAAGACCAUAAGGUUGUUGGAGGUAAAGGGUAUGAGCCGUUUGCGCUCACGCGCUGCAAGUCUGAGCCGAGAAAGCCAUCAGCUAAGCUAGCACCCGAUGCUUACUUUUGGAAGAAUAAGAAGCUCGAGCCGACUUCACUUGGAGUUGGUGCCGCUGGAGUUGGGUUUUGAUGGGCCGAGUUCGGUAAAAAAAAAAUUGUGGUAACUGGUAAGAGUAAAUGUUGUAGUUUAUUUGUUUUUGCUUUUUAGUCCUUUUUGAAUAGUAAAAUUAUCUUUGGGGUUGUUUUUUUUUCUUCCUUUUUAAAAUGCUCUAGCUUAAUA
Molecule: messenger RNA, 2407 nt
Organism: Hibiscus syriacus
Lineage: Eukaryota; Viridiplantae; Streptophyta; Magnoliopsida; Malvales; Malvaceae
Product: FK506-binding protein 5-like
Exons: 1
Coding region: 137-2257 (706 amino acids)
Source: RefSeq, a predicted model, not a curated record